Messenger RNA from Propithecus coquereli (Coquerel's sifaka), 1536 nucleotides. RefSeq names its product PRKR interacting protein 1 (IL11 inducible) (gene PRKRIP1). Bases 61 to 624 code for a protein of 187 amino acids. Gene Ontology annotation, molecular function: double-stranded RNA binding; protein kinase binding; protein kinase inhibitor activity. The transcript has 6 exons. NCBI's taxonomy places the organism in Eukaryota, Metazoa, Chordata, Mammalia, Primates, Indriidae. Gene Ontology annotation, biological process: negative regulation of protein kinase activity. Gene Ontology annotation, cellular component: nucleolus. The record is from RefSeq and is a predicted model, not a curated record.
UCUGUCGUCAUACAUGCGCGCCGCCGCCGUCGCUCCCGGGGGGAAAGCAGGCAAACUGUGAUGGCGAGCUCAGCAGCCUCCUCGGUGCGACCGCCGAGGCCGAAGAAAGAGCCGCAGGCGCUCAUCAUCCCCAAGAAUGCGGCAGAGGAGCAGAGGCUCAAGCUGGAGCGGCUCAUGAAGAGCCCGGACAAAGCAGUUCCAAUUCCAGAAAAAAUGAGUGAAUGGGCACCGCGACCACCUCCAGAAUUUGUCCGAGAUGUAAUGGGUUCAAGUGCUGGAGCCGGCAGUGGAGAGUUCCACGUUUAUAGGCAUCUGCGCCGGAGAGAAUACCAGCGCCAGGACUACAUGGAUGCCAUGGCUGAGAAGCAAAAAUUGGAUGCAGAGUUCCAGAAGAGACUGGAAAAGAAUAAAAUUGCUGCGGAGGAGCAGACUGCAAAGCGGCGGAAAAAGCGCCAGAAGUUGAAAGAGAAGAAAUUAUUGGCAAAGAAGAUGAAACUUGAACAGAAGAAACAGGAAGAAGGAUCCAGCCAGGCCCAGGAGCAGCGGUCUGGUAGCUCUGAGGAGGCGUCUGGAACGGAGGAGGAGGAAGAGGAAGACGAGCCCAGCUUCAUCAUGGGGCGAUGACCAAGUCUGCCGCCACAGCUGUCCAGAGCCUGGCUCGUGCUGUGCGCAGAGGGAAAGGAGGCCCUGUUUGACUCAGCUUCCCUCCCAAGGACCCCCUGGAUAGAGAGCAAAUGGGACCCUUCUGAGCUGCUCCAGGUCCUGCCUGUGAGCGGGACUUGGAGCCUGUGGAGGACGCAGCGCCUCCUGGACACUUGAGGGCGCCACCUGCCAGAGCUCAUCCACGUGCCUGCCGAAAGGGGACAGUGCCCGGCCUGCUGCUGCCAGCGCCUGUUCUCACAUAUUUCAACGGUGAUGAGUUUGGGGCUGGUUUUUGUGAAGGGAACAUUUACUUAGUAAAGGACAGAGAACCUUCAGGCUUUGUUCAGACAUGUGAAACACGAAUUACAAACACUGCAGGGAAGGCUGUGAGAUGACACUAUCGCAGCGGGGCCUCAAGAGUCAACAGGCUGUUACCUCGAACUGUUCCCUGACUUGGUGAAGGAAAUGGCCUUGGCUUGGGGGCUGAACCACGUUGCUGGGCCCCUGACCCCUGUUCCUUUCAACAGGGAGCGCGGGCCAGGGACUUUCACCAGGCUGGGCCACAAGAAGGGAACCUGGUGUGUGAAAAGAGCUGCGGGGGAGAUAGUCGGUGACUAGGAAAAUAAGCAGGAGGAGAAUCGGCCGGGCUGAGCCAGAGUGGAGGGCACAGGGACUUCUAGCCCAGCUGCGGGGGUGGGGGGGGACUGUCAGCCAAAAGCUGCGUUUCAUGCCAAGGUCAAAGGGGGUCUAAACAGUAAAGGGGCCAAGAGAGACUUGACUUGAGCAGGUGGCAGAACCCUGCAUGACUGAAGCCUUUGGGGCUUUCCACUGGGUCACCAGAGCUGGGGAUGUGGGUGCAGAACUUGGGCUGUGUGUCCUAGAGUGAAUGCAGCC